AUGGCACUCGGCGCGUUCCUCCGGCCGCACGCCUUCGUGGCGCUCUAUCUCAUCGCAGCGAUCUACAUUGUACACGGCACCAUCGAGCUGGUAGGUCGGUGGAAGAAGGCCGGAAAUGAUCACGCUCCGGUGGUUCUCAUGGGACUGAACUGGGCCAUUAUCCGCACGGUCUACACCACGACUGAGAGCUGGAUCGGAGUGUACUGCAUCAGACGCGAGCAGGCAGCCAAGGAUGCUCAUGAGUUGUUCGUGCACAUGGCCGCCAUGCGCGGUGGUUCACCCGGGGCAGAGUGA
Molecule: messenger RNA, 294 nt
Organism: Neoarthrinium moseri
Lineage: Eukaryota; Fungi; Ascomycota; Sordariomycetes; Amphisphaeriales; Apiosporaceae
Exons: 2
Coding region: 1-294 (97 amino acids)
Source: RefSeq, a predicted model, not a curated record